CAUCUUAUAAAAUAAUAAUACUGGCACACCAAACUCUCAAGUCCCAUCUCUCUCUCUCUGUUUCUUUCAAAAUUAAACAAUGGAUGUUCCCAUGUUAGUAUAUGCUUUUCUCAUCUUCUAUCCCCUCUUCAUCUUAUGGAGGCGGAUUGAUAGGAAAAGGGACCGAGAAUGUUAUAUACUAGACUAUGAGUGCCACAAACCAACCGAUGACAGGAAACUUGACACAGUGUGUUCUGGGCAAGUGAUAAUGAGGAACAAAAAUCUUGGUCUGAACGAGUACAAGUUUCUGUUGAGAGCUAUUGUGAGCUCUGGAAUUGGCGAGCAAACCUAUGGCCCCAGGAUCAUAUUCAACGGUCAAGAGGAGAACCCUACAUUACAAGAUUUAAUUUCGGAGAUGGAGGAGUUCUUUCAUGACAGCAUCGGAAAGCUCUUGGCUAGGUCAGGCAUAGCUCCUAAAGAAAUCGAUGUUCUUGUAGUUAAUGUUUCCAUGCAGUCUAUUGUCCCUUCUUUACCCGCUAUGAUCAUAAAUCACUAUAAACUAAGGGAGGAUGUUAAGGUUUUUAACCUCACUGGGAUGGGUUGUAGUGCAAGCCUUAUAUCCGUCAACAUUGUUCAAAACAUUUUUAAGACUUACAAAAACGCUUAUGCGCUUGUUGUCACCUCGGAGUCUUUAAGUCCAAAUUGGUAUGCAGGCAGUGAUAGAUCGAUGAUUCUUGCAAAUUGUUUGUUCCGAUCUGGUGGGUGUGCCAUGCUCUUGACUAACAAAAGGGCCUUAAAGCAGCGUGCCAUGUUCAAAUUGAAGUGCCUAGUCAGGACACACCACGGAGCCAGAGACGAGUCGUAUAAUUGUUGCCAACAAAGAGAAGAUGACCAAGGGCACUCAGGGUUUCACCUGGACAAGUCACUCCCAAAGGUCGCUACACGAGCUUUGGUCGACAACCUUAGAGAAAUAACCCCUAAGAUCUUGCCUGUAAGGGAGCUGCUUAGAUUUAUGGUGGUGUCAUUUAUUAGGAAAUGUUGGAGCCACAGAUCCACAAAAGGAGCUGGUUCUAGUCCUAAACCUGUGAUAAAUUUCAAGACAGGUGUUGAUCACUUUUGCAUUCACACUGGGGGUAAGGCAGUGAUCGAUGGGAUUGGCGUUAGUCUUGAUCUCACCGAGCAUGACUUGGAGCCAGCAAGAAUGACUCUGCAUAGGUUCGGCAACACAUCUGCGAGUAGUCUUUGGUAUGUUUUGGGAUACAUGGAGGCCAAAAGGAGGCUAAAGAAAGGAGAUAGGGUUUUGAUGAUGAGUUUUGGUGCGGGCUUUAAAUGCAACAGCUGUUUGUGGGAGGUGCUUAGAGACUUGGGGGGUGCAGGUAAUGCGUGGACGGACUGCAUUGAUAGCUACCCACCAAACUCAUUGAUCAACCCCUUCUUGGAGAAGUAUGGAUGGAUUAACAAUGAAGACGAUCCCAGCACUUUUGUAUUCCCUUCUCCUUCUUAAGACAUGGGUCAAGGUUUUAACUUCUUCGAGCUUCACAUAUUUAUUCCUCAAAUCCUUUUUCCUUUUUUACUACUCUCAUGAUCAAAAAAGGCCAUAUCUUCGUUCCUCUGUAUUUUUAUUUUCUUUCCUAAAAGCUACGUACACCACUAAAUUAAGCUGUUAUAUUGUUGAAUCCUCCGGAGGAUUUCAUAACCCAAUAAGGUGUGCUGCUUCCAAUAUGAUGAGAAGUCAUCCUGUUAGAGGGCUGUAAUCCUUUUCUAGUUUUUUUUUUUUUUUUAACUUUGCUUUGUUUUCACCGAUUGAUUGUUUAACGGUACUGUCUUAUUUGUUUUUCCCACAAAGAGUUUGUAUUAAUCUUUCUCUUUCAGAAUAGAAGAAUUGCUUUCAAACCGUCCUCCCCUGCA
Molecule: messenger RNA, 1887 nt
Organism: Populus euphratica (Euphrates poplar)
Lineage: Eukaryota; Viridiplantae; Streptophyta; Magnoliopsida; Malpighiales; Salicaceae
Product: 3-ketoacyl-CoA synthase 3-like
Exons: 2
Coding region: 80-1483 (467 amino acids)
Biological process (GO): fatty acid biosynthetic process
Cellular component (GO): membrane
Molecular function (GO): acyltransferase activity, transferring groups other than amino-acyl groups
Source: RefSeq, a predicted model, not a curated record